Messenger RNA from Telopea speciosissima, 1564 nucleotides. Its product is annotated as programmed cell death protein 2-like. Gene Ontology annotation, cellular component: cytoplasm. The transcript is spliced from 10 exons. The record is from RefSeq and is a predicted model, not a curated record. The coding region runs from base 102 to 1352 and encodes 416 amino acids. Lineage: Eukaryota; Viridiplantae; Streptophyta; Magnoliopsida; Proteales; Proteaceae.
UUGGCAGUUAGAAGGCCGAUAAUCUGAAUCUUUGACAUUGAAGCGUUGUUGACGCUUUAUCUUCUCAAAAGAUAGAUUAGGAGAACUGAAGUAGAAGGAAAAUGCCGCAGAUAUUGGAUUUGGAAGCAGAAGGAGAUUCUCUCGAUGACUUCAGUUCUCUCCAAAUCGAAGAACAAGAUCAAGAACAGGAACCAGAUGACGACGAUGAGGAAGAUGAAGAUGAAGAAGAGCAAGAGCCUGUAACUUUAGGUUUCGUUGAGAAGCCUAAAGGUCCUCAUUCCCUUCUCCGUCAACUAUUUCCAAGCAAGGCUGGAGGAGUGCCCGCUUGGUUAGACCCCCUUGAUUUGCCAUCAGAGAAAUCUCGUGUCUGCGGCAUCUGCGGAGACCCUUUACAGUUUGUCCUUCAGGUAUAUGCUCCAAUUGCCGAGAAGGAAUCGACAUUCCAUCGGACUAUAUUUGUGUUCAUGUGCCCAUCAAUGGCAUGCCUUCUCCAAGACCAGCACGAGCAAUGGAAACGUGCACCAGAUAAGCCAGCACGAAGUGUGAAGGUUUUCCGUUGCCAGUUGUAUCACUCAAAUCCUUUUUACUCAAGUGAUCCUCCAAGACAUGAUGGGACUGACAAACCAUCUACAGUUGGAGCUGCACUCUGUUGUUGGUGUGGUACAUGGAAGGGAGACAAGGUCUGUAGCAGUUGCAAGAGUGCACGUUAUUGCUCAGAGAAACAUCAGAUGAUGCAUUGGCGCUCAGGACAUAAAGCUGACUGUCAACGAAUAUGCAUCUCUUCUCAAUCCUCUAACUCUAGCACUUAUGGCAGCAGAACUAAAUUGGAAGAGAUAGAAAAAGCAGUUGCCAACAAAGCUCUUGGGCCUGAAUACGAAAUCAUAAGCGAGGAUGAAGACUCAUUUAAUGUGGAGGCAUCUGAAGGCAAUGACUACUCGAAUUCAGUGGUUUCCAAUGGCCGGCUGGAUGAAUCAAUGAAGUCACUGUUAGAUACUUUUGAGGGAAAUGAUGACCAGAAAUGCUGGGCUUCUUUCCAAGAGCGCAUCGCUAAAGCUCCCGAGCAAGUAAUGAGGUAUUGUAGGGAUGCAAAUGCUAAACCAUUGUGGCCCAUGUCAAGUGGCCGCCCAUCAAAGGCAGAUAUUCCUAAAUGCAACCACUGUGAUGGCCCUCGACAUUUUGAAUUCCAGAUCUUGCCCCAGCUGCUGUACUACUUUGGAGUGAAGAAUGAUCCAGACUCUCUUGAUUGGGCAACCAUUGUUAUUUACACCUGUACAGCCUCUUGUGAAGCUAGAAUGGGGUACAAAGAGGAAUUUGCGUGGGUUCAGCUAUAUUCUCCUGCUGGGAUAGCCUGAUGGGUUCUCUCUUUGUUUGAAAUAGGUUCAUGUUGGAAAGUUUUUGCUUCUUUAUGGUAAUAGUUGUAGCUUUGCUACCAAAUGUGGCGGAGUUUGUGAUCCGACUGUUUGUCCAACCAAGCUUUUCAAACUUAAUAGCAGUCUCUUAAAAAACCGGACCAAUUCAGAAAAACCAGAACACCCUCUUCUUUGGUCUGGUCCCCACUAAAGAC